Messenger RNA from Ectocarpus siliculosus, 168 nucleotides. The record is from the annotation of a GenBank genome assembly. Lineage: Eukaryota; Phaeophyceae; Ectocarpales; Ectocarpaceae.
AUGAGGUACAGUCACAGUCGCGAGUACCUGGAAAUGGUGUGCCGGGAUGCCGGGUUCAGCGUAUUAGCAUCGAGCGACGUCAUCUUGAGAAAAAAUGCCGGCAUGCCCGUACCGGGCUUCGUGUUCGUCACGGAGGCGGCCAUUGCUUCCCCAGCCCCAACAUCGUAG